This is a messenger RNA of Pelagomonas calceolata, 1056 nucleotides long. Lineage: Eukaryota; Pelagophyceae; Pelagomonadales; Pelagomonadaceae. The record is from the annotation of a GenBank genome assembly.
GAGAGCUUACAGACGCAGAUGCCGCGCGCGCGAGGCGAAUAAGGAAUCGCUUUGCUGCCGAACAGGAGGCCCUGGACGUCGCCCUGCUCGCGGCCGCGGGCUGCCCAUUCAGGCGCGGACCACGAGCCCAACACCAUUACACUGAGCAUACUGCGACCUCACCGAGCACUCACCAUGGCGACGGCGCCGGCUCCACCAAGCACAAAUAAAACAAAUUACCGCCUCGACGCGGCCUUCGACUACGAACAAACGGCGGCCACGUUUCGAAAAAGCAUAGACGCGCGGAGAGCCAUCGAUGCCGGCAAAUGGAAGCCGGCAGCACCUAAAGCCCCGCGGCAGUGCACCAGUGCCCCGGAGCACAUCGUUGUGUCCAAGCAACUUGAGAGCAGACCAAAAGCAACGCGGGCACCGCCACGGAUUUCCUGCGGCGACAGCUUUGCCGACGACUUGACAAACGCGUCCUCCGUCACGGGCCAGUCGCGGCAAAGCUGCCGACCGCUGACGUCUCCCGUGCAGACGUGGCGACUCCGUGAUCGCACACCGCCCGCGACCGCGCUGAUGCCGCGCUGGGCGGCGAGAGAGACGCGCGCCACGACGACGAGCGGUCAGUGACCCGGAGCAGAACGACCUUGAACUUGACGUGGCCGCAGCGAUGGCGUCGACGCGAUGCCACUUCGCCUCGACGCCGUCGAGGUGGCCGUCAGAGAGUCUACGCCUCUCGCGAGAGAGCCGCUGCAUUUUCGCGACGGCAUCAUUCAACGCAGGCGCUGGGAGGCUGAAAGGCGGCGGUGCCGACGACGACGUUCCGGAGAGCCUCGCUUAUCUGCCGGCCCGGCUCCCCACGGAUCGCUACUUCGACGCGGCCUCGCGCCUCGAGGACCCGACGUCGCCGUACUACUGGACGGGACAGCUCUCGUCGCCUGCGGCGCGAGUAUUCCUCACGCCCACCAUACUCCAUGUGGGUCGAAGGCACGCACUCCGUCGAACGACCAUAAACGCGCGCUCGCGCAUCUACUGAGAGCCGUGAAGGGAAUUUUGUUAAAAGUUUUUCAAGAA